AGAUUAUUAAUAUUAAUAACAUUAUAAGAACGAUAAUAAUAAUAACGAUACCCAUUCCGUAAAUUUGGGCUCUCAGUGAAACAAUUGCGUUCAGUGCGCGUCAUACCAAAUUUGUAAGUCGGCCAAGGAUGUCAAACGUUAAACUUAUCUAGGCACUGUUUAUUGGAUUAACCAAUCAUCUUUUUGUAUUUGUUUACACGUAGACAAGUAGUACACGUGUGGGGAGGAACGAGGCUAGCAAAAACAUUUAUAUUGUUUUAUUUGAUGUUUUUCUUGUUGUUUUUUUUGUAAAAUGCAUCGUCUCUACCGCAUAAUCAAGCAUUCGAAACCAUCUGUAAUGAUUGCAGAUCACAGAUGUGGAUAUGGUUCUACACAAACUAGGCCUAGGCCUAGUUGGGAUUUGUCUAGGCCUCGGCUGUGCCGACAACGUGUCGCCGCCUCAUACGUUAUGCCGCAGGAAAAACUGCACCAGUCGCCUGUGAACUUCAGCCAUAUGUUACGGCCCGGGCUUAGCAAUAUCAGUAGCCGCACUGUUGGUGAGCGCUCAUAUACUACUACUAGCACUGAAACAGCAGAUAAUGAUCAAACUGCUAAAAUUAGGUCCUGGGCCUUUGAGCUUAAUAACUCUUUUGGUAAAAUCAUCAGCAACACAAGUUUUCCGAUGCGAGUGGUCCCCCUGAAUCCCAUCGAAUUCCCGUCAUCGGACCGAAUCUUUGUUCAUUUGUUAUUACGGUCGCCAAUUUCUGGCGAUAAACUGUCGAAUUUUAUUAAACAUACAUUUAAAGAGUCAUGCUCUGCUGAUGUUAGCCUGAAUGAUGAUCAUGUUCUUGCGAUUGAAGGUGGUUUUCUAAAUGAGGAACAAGUUCAGAACUUUGAUAAUAAUUCUCUUAUUUUAGGCUGGUAUGUCGAGAUUCCAAUGAGUUUUGAUUUACAUCUUAAAACCACUGGAUUAGGACAUGUUUGUGUUGAAAAAUUUGAGAACCAAAAUUGUGAUUUAGAAACAGAACGAGGUGACUGUGUUAUGAAAUCCUUGAAGACAGGUCAGGUGACUGCAUCUACACAAGGGGGAAGUAUUGUCAGUGUGAAAUCUCUUCUAGGAAAUGUUUCGUUGACUACUAGAGGUGAAGGUGAAAUCAAAACUGGUAAAAUCCAAGGUCAUGUGGUGAAACUAACAUCGGAGGAUGGGACGAUAACAUGCAGUGAUAUUUAUGCAAACGCAACAACAAUGCAAAGCGAAAGUGGAGACAUAAUAACGGGAAACCUCCAUGGAGAAUGCAACCUAAAAAGCAAGGAAGGAAACAUUAAAAUUGGCAGUCUAGAUGGAUCGUUACAUUCAGAGCUGACAAGAGGAUCACUUGAUGUUUAUGCAAUCAGGCACAAAGAUAUAUACAUCAACAAUAGUGAGGGAGACAUUGUAGUCAAGGUACCGAAUGAGCUGAAAACUUAUGUGGAACUUGACGGUCGUGAGAUCACCAUACCGGAUAAGCCACAGUUCGCUGAUUGCACUCGGGAACAAAUUGAAGGGAAGAUGAAAGUAACAGGUGUCAUAAGUCACUGUGCCAAUAGCAACAAGAUAUAUGCCAAGGCUGACAACGGAAAAAUCAAGAUAAAGACUCUCUCUUGGUUCGAUUCAUUGUCUUUCCACAAUAUCAUGAAAGAAGUUUGAUUUAAAA
Anneissia japonica is the source of this 1673-nucleotide messenger RNA. Its product is annotated as protein FAM185A-like. Bases 293 to 1666 code for a protein of 457 amino acids. Lineage: Eukaryota; Metazoa; Echinodermata; Crinoidea; Comatulida; Comatulidae. The transcript is spliced from 7 exons. The record is from RefSeq and is a predicted model, not a curated record.